This is a messenger RNA of Branchiostoma floridae (Florida lancelet), 3259 nucleotides long. RefSeq names its product insulin-like growth factor-binding protein complex acid labile subunit. Gene Ontology annotation, molecular function: protein binding. The coding region runs from base 830 to 3259 and encodes 809 amino acids. The record is from RefSeq and is a predicted model, not a curated record. Gene Ontology annotation, cellular component: extracellular matrix. NCBI's taxonomy places the organism in Eukaryota, Metazoa, Chordata, Leptocardii, Amphioxiformes, Branchiostomatidae. The transcript has 4 exons.
ACAGUACUCCCUAUCCCCAAAGUAACAGCGAUGAGACAACGUAAAUAUGUCUUCUGACUCUGGUGUGCAAGACUACCGACUAAAAGUGCACAUGUGUACCCAUGUCUGUAGUGACCUUUAGCAUACUAACAGGGUAACCUAUAUCAUCACGUACUACAAUCACGUACAUAGCAAAUGUACUGAUGAAUGACACUUCUGUGCCGGAUAUAAGAAUAUCUCUGAGAAAUGUAACACACAGCAGAAUGUAGAUUAAAGUCAGUAGAAACAAAACGUGUUUGUGCGUUCUCUGAGUACAGACUCUCGUAUAGAUACUACACGCCACAAUAGCCAUCCGUUGAAGUUAAAGCUACAAGCUAUCCCAAGCUGAAGAUCUCAGGCGACAGCAGUAGAAUUAUGUUUCCCUCAUUCGUAAAUGAAAGAAAUUGGGUUUCCGCUAUGUAACGUUCAUUUUGGCCUAUUGUCCUAAGGUCCUAUUCUCAAGAUAUGCGAGAGUCUCAUGUGAACAAUGCAUCAGGGAGGGUUCUGGUAUUAGCCGUGCACACGUACAUUGUAUGCAAAUCGCCUUCUCUACAAGAGGAAGCAGGCUGCCGCGGUUGAACUUGCCACAACAGGAACCACAGUCUGACACUGAGCUACAACCUACUCGACCUCUCAACGUUGUCUAGGAGGGUGCUUUCAGAGGAAUUCGUCGGGAUCAACCUGUCCACAUUGCACAAGAACCACUGACUGAAAAUAGAAACUCCAGGCAGCGCCAAAAGACCCUUGGUCUGACUUGUGCGGAAAGUGACAUCAGUGUAAUCAGUCAUUACAUAUAUCUGAAAGGUACAUCAUGGCCACGAAGUUACCACUCCUGCUGUUAUCCCUGUUGAGCGUCCUGAAGGUGUCUGAAGCAGCUGAAGCUCCCUGCAUCUGCUCGGCUUCAUCCUGCAGCUGCAGCUACAGAUCUCUCACCAGCGUUCCUCAGGACCUGCCCACAACCAUCACCGACUUGUAUUUAGAGGGUAAUUCAAUUAGAACUUUAGAAGACUCUCAGUUCUCACUGUACAGGCGAUUGACAAAGCUUAUCCUGCAAAACAAUCACAUUGCCACAAUCAGUGAUCAAGCAUUUAAUUACUUGUCAAGUUUGGUUACUUUGUAUCUCCAAGGUAACGGCAUAACAGACCUCAGUGCUGACAUGUUCACAGGACUGACAAACUUGCAGACCCUAUGGCUUGACAAAAAUGAGAUCAGUGACAUUCAGGCUGAGACUUUCACCCCAACAUCAAACCUAAAAAACUUGCACCUUGAUCACAACAACUUCACGAGCCUUAGAUCUCACAUGUUUAGAGGGUUAGGAAACUUACAGAAUCUUUACCUGGACGAUAAUGAGAUCAGUGAUAUUCAGGCUGGAACUUUCAGUCCGUUAUCACAACUGAAAAAUUUGUCCCUACAUCACAACAACUUAACAACCCUCAGAUCAGAAAAGUUUACAGGGCUGGGAAACUUGCUGACCCUUGACCUUAACAGUAAUGAGAUCAGUGACAUUCAGGCCGAAACGUUCAGUUCAACACUACAACUACAAAUCUUGCAUCUGUAUGACAACAGGUUGACAAACCUGAAAUCUGACAUGUUAACAGGGCUUCGAAACUUACGGAGCCUUCGGUUAGAUAAUAAUGACAUCAGUGACAUUCAGGCUGGAACUUUCAAUCCUUCACCACAGCUAAAAAUCUUGUACCUGUUUCAGAACAAAUUAACCAGCCUCAGACCUGACAUGUUCACAGGGCUGGGUAUCUUACAUCAACUUUGGCGUCACGAAAAUGAGAUCAAUGAUAUUCAGCCUGGAACUUUCAGUUCAACAUCACGGCUUUUGGUCCUUUAUCUGGACGAAAACAACUUGACAAGCCUGACAUCGCAAAUGUUUUCAGGGCUGGGAAAGUUGCAGGUCCUUUGGCUCAACAAUAAUAAGAUCAAUGACAUUCAGACUGGAACUUUCAGUCCAAUACAUCAAGUAGAAUCCGUGCGCCUGGAUCAGAACAAGUUAAGGAAGCUCAAAUCUAACAUGUUUACAGGGCUGGGGAACUUAAAGAACCUUCGGAUAGACAACAAUGACAUCAAUGAUAUUCAGGCUGGAACGUUCAGUCCAACACAACUAGACACCUUGCGCCUGGAUCGGAAUAAGCUAAGUAGGCUCAGAUCUAAUAUGUUUACAGGGCUUGGUGACUUGCAGAACCUUUGGCUAAACAGCAGUGAUAUCAAUGAAAUUGAGGCUGGAACUUUCAAUUCAACACCACAGCUAACUACAUUGUACCUUCAUAGGAAUAGACUUAAACUCAUCAAAGCCGAUAUAUUCUCAAAUCUACCGCAACUAAAAACCUUCCAUAUGUCUUACAACAACAUUGAAACGUUUCCUACUGAAAUCUUAUCAACAUUACCAUCACUUUCUUCCCUUGAGCUUCAGAACAACCGAAUGGUGACACUUCCCAGGACAGCCUAUGACAAACUGUCAUCAAUCUCCGAUGUAAACAUUGACAAUAACCCCUGGCAUUGUGACUGUGGGAUGGUUCCCUUUAGGUUAAAGAUGAACGGGUCUCAUUCAUUUGAGAACCAGAUAACUUGUUCCCAGCCAGGCAACUUAACUGGACAAAUGCUUAAAGAUAUCAACCCUGAAGAUAUGCAGUCAGAUUGUAAAGAGCCAACCAUACUGAGAUUUGAGCGGGAUGGCAGUAAGACAUUGUUACAUGGGGAGACUUUCCAUUUGGUCUGUGAAGCUUCAGGAAUCCCCACACCAGACAUCACAGUCAUUCUCAUAUCUGGAGAGCAUGCAACUGUUGAGUCAGGCGGUAGGGUGAGUGUGGAGGUAAAUGGUACCGUUUCCAUAGCGAAUGUUACCGUAGAAGCAGGUGCUGGUCUGCACGUUUGUAUUGCAGCAAGCUUUGUUGGCUCUACAUCAACUACACUGUACGAAUAUGUUCAGCUGAAACUGCACACAGCUGUUACAAUGACACCGGUAACUGUCCCUCCCCAUAUCGUGAGGUUUGAAGUAAAUGGAGAUAUUACCCCAUUGGUACAUGGAGAGACUCUCCAUUUAGUCUGUGAGGCUGUAGGAAUCCCAACACCAGAUGUCACAUUCAUCCUCCCAUCUGGACUAAAUGCCACUGUUACGUCUGCUGAGAGGGUAACUGUGGAGGCGAAUGGCACCAUGACAGUAAGAGACAUUACUGCAGCAGAUGCAGUGGACAAGAUCAGACAAGAUAUACCCAGGCUCAGAGUGGAUCCCUGA